CAGGGUAUAUUAUUAGUGUAUGACAUAACAAACAGAUGGUCGUUUGAUGGCAUUGAUAGAUGGAUCAAAGAAAUUGAAGAGCAUGCCCCUGGCGUUCCAAAAAUCUUAAUUGGCAAUCGAUGUCAUCUGGCCUAUAAAAGGGAAGUCAGCGAACUGGUAGCAGAAGAAUAUGCAUUGCGAAAUGAUAUGUCUUUCUUCGAGGUCAGUCCUCUUUGUGAUUUCAACGUCAUUGAGUCACUCACCGAAUUAUCCAGAGUUGCUCUCAAGAGAAACGGGAUGAGUCAAACUUGGGGUCCAAAUAAAGUGAGAAGUUUACAAGAACUGUCAUGUCGAACUAUUGCUAGUUAUACAAGCAUCUACGGGAUCGAUCAACUACCACUUCCUCCAGCACUCAAGUCACACCUCAGGUCCUAUUUCAUG
Messenger RNA from Helobdella robusta, 420 nucleotides. RefSeq lists its product as hypothetical. Gene Ontology annotation, biological process: protein localization to plasma membrane; intracellular signal transduction. NCBI's taxonomy places the organism in Eukaryota, Metazoa, Annelida, Clitellata, Rhynchobdellida, Glossiphoniidae. The annotation marks the transcript as partial. The transcript has 3 exons. Gene Ontology annotation, cellular component: endosome; synaptic vesicle; plasma membrane. Gene Ontology annotation, molecular function: GTPase activity; GTP binding. The record is from RefSeq and is a predicted model, not a curated record.